UUUAAGAAAGGGCAAUGAUAUUGUUCAUCGUCUUCCUCUAUCACUAUAUUCAUCCGAAUACACCGUUCAUGCGAGAGGCGGAGCAGGACACAGGUGGUUGUGACGUUGUUGCCAUUGCUACCCUAAAGAGACGGCAACACCGUUAUCUUUCGCGGUUGCUGUUCCGGUCUCAGGCGGUCGUGACUAAAACGUGAAAAUUGCACAGGCCUGUGACCAGUCCCAAGACUAAAACAGCAACCGCACAGGCGGUCGUAACGUUGUUGCCUGGAACGCGAAGGAAAACGGUCACGACCAUCACAAACGCCAGCUAUUGAAGGGAGAGGAAGAGGAAGACGAUAAACCGCUACAGAAGAGAAAGACGAAGACGAUGACAGAGGCAGAGGAAGACGAUGCUUAGAUCAUCAAAGCUCCGUCCCUUCAUAUUAGAUCGCCGCUUGCAGUCACCUAUUAAAAACCAAUCACAUAGGCAGAGGAAGAGGAAGAGAAAGACAAUAAACAGUAUCAUUGCCCUUCCUUCAUAUUUUUCAAAAAAAAAAAAACUUUAUUUUAAUUAUUUUAUAAAAAUAUAUGUAGGGCAGAAAGUUGUUAGAAACCCUUUUCUUAAACCAAGGGCACAAGGUAGACUGCGUAAGGCCCUCUGUUGUCUUCAUCUUCUUUUUCUUUGCGCUCCCCUCUUCCCCAAUUAUUACUGUUUUGGGAUUUGCGUUGAUAAAAUUUCCAUAAUUUAUCACGCGCCUAGUGUUUUUGGGGAUUCGGAUUUUGGUAGGCCUUGAGUUCUAUGGAAGAGAAAAAUAUGCUUUUGGAAUUGCCAAGCUAGUCAGAGAUUUUCGAAUAUUUUAUUUUGUUAACCCUUUAUUUAUUAACUUGUCAUGGAUUCAAUAUCUAAGCAAUAUUUUAGGCUCUUGUUUUUGUUUUUGCUUUUCUUUUCUGGAAAACAUAGUUUUUUUCUUCUUUAAAAUUUUCCGGGAAAUGGAAGUAAGUUCUUAUGAGUUAUGUUUGAACAGAUUUGUAGCAAAGGAAAAAGGUUAUAAAACAGAGUCGAUUUCUUCGUAAUGAUGGCAUUGAACUGAACUAAAGAUACCCACCUCCCUUGUUAAACUUUAGCGGAUUUUCUGUGGAUUUACGUUGAAGAAGAAGAUUAUAUUGUUUUUACAAGGUUUAUCUUUAACUGUAAAUAAUGAAUAAACAUUUCCGUUCGAAGGUUUGUUUUUCAUUCCGGGCAAAAAAAGAAAGUGAGGGUGAACAAGAAAAUAAAUUGUUAAAAGAGGCUACAGAAUGGUGCCAAAAAAACGCUGGAUUUGCCCUAUUUAUCGCCUCCAAAACCGGCUUUUCAUUAGUGUCGGACAGUCGGAGGAGUGAAAAUGUAUGAGAAGUGAAGCUAACGCGUUACAAAUUUUUAACCCAGUCUUAGGCCCAUGCGACCUUUAUUAUGCCUUUUGCAUGGGGUUCCCUGAACUCCACAUAUAUAUAAACUUUCGGCACACGAUCCGUUGCACUUCAAAUUUCAACGAAACCUUCUUCCGCUACUUCUCCUCCUUCUCUAGAGUCUCCCUUCUGGAUCCUCUAGCUGUAUAUCUCUUUCUCCUCAUCUGGGUUAGUUUUCUCUCAUUCUCUCCUGUCCAUUGGAUACUAGAACUGGUCUGUUUUUCCAUCUGGUAUUGCUCUCAGCUCCUUCAACCAUCCUUCAUGGUAUUGGAGUUCGUGUAAUAAUGUAUAAACUUUUAUUUUUUUCAAGUGGGGCGGGGCUGUUUAAUUGUUUCCAUCGUUUCUUAGAAGUUGGACUUCCGAGAAGGAUGGUUUUAUUUAGUUCUACAAUUCGUUGUCCAUAGAUUUUUCCCUACCAAUUCGUAGAGAUUGAUACUAGUGCUUCGACUUAAUUGGGUUCCGGAAUGAGUUGAUUAUUGAUUGCAUAGCUUUCGGUUUGGGUUCGGAUUGGAUUUCAAGUUUCGGCUCCGUUUCUAGGACGAUUUUGACUUAAAACUGUGUACUCUGUUCUUGUUUGUAUAUAAAAUUUCUGUACUAAAAUGGGUUUAGUUCGGGCGCCCACUAUGAGAAGUGGAGAUUACUUGGAAAGGAUGAUCAAUGAGUAUGUGGGUGGAAAGGCAAAGAUGAGAGUUCACAGAAGCACUUCUGUGCGCCUUUUCGCUUCUCUCACCUUUCUGCAAUUCGCCUUUGCAGUCUAUGCCACUUUUCUACUGUAUUACAUGAGUCCUGCCGUAGAUUCACGCACAAAACCGGACUUCGCAUGGGCCGGCCGUAUUGCCAACCACUGGAAGCAGUUCAUUGUCCAACCCCAUAUUCUCAGACGUUACCAAGAAGCCCCUGCCCUCCUUGGAGCUGAAAUUCCAUCUAUCACACCAUCUGUGGUCUGUGAGCAUGAGAAGAUUGAUUUUGUACAGAAGAAGUCGAAUGAUACCCAGAUGAUCAAGUUGAAGAGGGAGCUCUACAAUGAGGUUUUGGAGUUCCAGAGCAAGACAAUUGGGACAGAGACUCUCUCCCAGCUGAUGGCUAUGAGCUCAAAGUGGGAUAUGCGAGGUCCAAACAUCCCAAAAAUCACUGUCAUAUUAAACCAUUUCAAGAGGAAAACACUAUGUUCGCAGCUCAACUCCCUGCUCCAGCAGACGCUUCCCUUCCACAGCGUCUGGGUCCUCUCAUUUGGGAGCCCGAAGGAACUCUCUCUGAAGAGGAUUGUGGAGAGCUAUAAUGAUUCGAGGAUCAGCUUCAUCAGUUCGAGCUAUGAUUUCAAGUAUUAUGGAAGGUUCCAGAUGGCCCUUCAGACAGAAGCCGAUCUUGUCUACAUCCUCGACGAUGAUAUGAUACCUGGUAAAAAGAUGCUACAGAUAUUAUCCCAUGUGGCAGGAAUAGAUAAGUAUAAAAAUUCUGUUCUGGGAAGCAUAGGGAGGAUCUUGCCUUUCAGACAGAAGGACUACACGUUCCCAAGCUACAGAAAAUUCCGUUCCAAGGAGGCAGGACUUUAUUUGCCUGACCCUGCCUAUGGUAUCAUAGUUGACAGGAUUGUGCAGGUGGAUUUUCUCUCUAGCUCAUGGUUUUUAUCGGCUGAGCUUGUUAAAACACUUUUUAUAGAGACACCAUUUACCUUCAUGACGGGAGAAGAUCUGCACCUCAGCUAUCAACUUCAAAAGUACAGAAAUGCGGGAUCUUUUGUUCUCCCAGUUGACCCAAAUGACAAAGAAACCUGGGGUGACAGUGAACACAGGCUUGCCUAUGUGUCCGAGACCACUGUAAUCUUCAAAGACAUUGUUCAAGUCAGAGAUGAUCAAUGGUGGCGAGCCCUCUCCACAGGUUACGUGACUCAGUGGGCAGCAAUGUAUCCUCAGAAAAUAGAUGCACUCUUUUACGCUCAUUCUCUUGAUGAGGUAAAAGCACUUGCACCCCUUCUUGAAAAAUUUAGGUCCACUGCUGGCAAGAAGGCUUAUAUUGCCCUCUCAGGAGGUCGUUACUGUCCUUGUGAAGAAGCUGCAACUGCUCUGAACUGGCCCAAGUCGGUUUGCAAAGAAAGAAGAUUCAAGAUUUUUUAUUUGGGAAUUAUGUCUCUUUCCGGUGUCUCAGAUUCAGAGGUACCUCUCUUGCAAGCUGUAUACUCAAGCAUGAAAGGGUUGCUUAAAAUUCACAAUCCUAGUGUGCUGAUUACUGUGGCGGAUAUUGAUUUAAAUGUGAAAAAAGCUCUGGAAAUGGCAUUGGAGGCUAGUCCAAACAGUUCAACCCUGGUUCUUCUACCAAGAUCUUCUGUGCCCAAAGUUCUCUGGAUGGCUGAUCUACGUUCAACAGCAUUACCAAAUUGGAGUCGGAUGAGAAUCUCUGUUAACAUCAUUACCCAAAACCGUGCUCCUUCUCUGAAAAGGCUUCUCAAAUCAUUGAGUGAUGCUUACUAUAUUGGGGAUGGGAUUCCUAUUAGCUUCAACAUGGACAGCAAAGUGGAUGAAGAGACUCUGAGGCUUGUGAACUCAUUCCAGUGGCCCCAUGGCCCCAAAACUCUAAGAAGAAGAAUCAUUCAAGGAGGGCUUAUCCGAGCUGUGAGUGAGAGCUGGUACCCAUCAUCUGAUGAUGACUACGGCCUCCUACUUGAAGAUGACAUUGAAGUAUCUCCAUACUACUAUAUAUGGAUUAAAUAUGUUCUCUUAGCCUACCACUAUGAUCCACAAGUCUCCCUUCCUGAGCUCUCCUCAAUCUCUCUCUACACCCCAAGAUUGGUUGAAGUAAUGAAGGAGAGACCCAAGUGGAAUGCAACUGAAUUCUUCAAACACAUACAUCCAAACACACCUUAUCUCCACCAGUUGCCUUGCAGUUGGGGUGCAGUUUUCUUCCCCAAGCAUUGGAGAGAAUUUUAUGUAUAUAUGAACAUGAGGUUCACAGAAGAUGCCAAGAAGAACCCAGUUCAAAUUCCAAAAUCUAGAACAAAUGGGUGGCAAGCCUCGUGGAAGAAGUUUCUUGUUGAUAUGAUGUACCUUAGAGGUUAUGUCAGUCUGUAUCCAAAUUUCCCCAACCAAACAAGCUUUUCAACAAACCAUAUGGAACCUGGCGCUCACAUUAGUGCAAAGGAUAAUGUUUUUAGACAUGAUAAGUCAGAUUUUGAAGUGCCACUUUUGAUGGAGGACUUCCGGGGAUUGUUGCCAGGAGGGAAGUUGCCUCCAGCGUCAAGAUUGCCCUCAUUGAAUCUCUUCAACCAGGCUGUGUCUCUGAAGGGACUGAAGCUAGCAGGAGCAAAACUGGGGCAGGAUGUGAUUGGUUGCAAUAAUAUGACAGAGAUUGUGGUUGUUGAUAAUGAAACCGGUCUGCCUAGCCGGUGUGCAAAAUUAUGAUAUCAUUCUUUUUUUUUCUUUUGCAUAUUUGUUGGUUUAAUCUUUCGUAAUUGGGAAUAUGGAAGAACUAGUGGGAUUCAGAGGUGGGUGCUGUUUCUUCCUUACUUUGAUUCCUCAGGGAAUGAAAAUUCUUGGAGGUAAGGGAGGGUAUAGUUCUAUUAUUGUGUUUAUUAAACCCUCUCUUGGGGACGAUUUCUCAUCAAUGUAGCUAAAAGUGGCCCUACUAAUUGGAAUUUAAGGCUUUACUUAUGGGGAUGUCUGUCCCUCUCA
Molecule: messenger RNA, 5090 nt
Organism: Nelumbo nucifera (sacred lotus)
Lineage: Eukaryota; Viridiplantae; Streptophyta; Magnoliopsida; Proteales; Nelumbonaceae
Source: RefSeq, a predicted model, not a curated record